Messenger RNA from Amphiprion ocellaris (clown anemonefish), 2783 nucleotides. It is a transcript of the gene vtcn1, whose product is annotated as V-set domain containing T cell activation inhibitor 1. The record is from RefSeq and is a predicted model, not a curated record. NCBI's taxonomy places the organism in Eukaryota, Metazoa, Chordata, Actinopteri, Pomacentridae. The coding region runs from base 156 to 983 and encodes 275 amino acids. The transcript has 5 exons.
CAGCGAGGAGGACGAACAGGCAGAGCAGCAGACAGAUAUGAAGAAGAACAUGUGUGGAAAUGAUAUUUGAAGGAAACUUGGACAUUAGGAGGAACAAUAUGAUGGAUUUUUGACUCAAGCAACAGGACAGAAUCAUUUCGUCUUGUUUUUAAGAGAUGGCGACUUUUGGGCAAAUCAUCUUCUACAGCAUGGUGGUCAUCAUCAUCUUCCUCACAGCCACCAUCGUCCUCAUCUUGGCUCUGGCCUUCACAGCAAGUAACCAAGGGUCUACGGUGAUGAGCAGCAAAACGAAGCCGGUCGUUAACCUCGGCGAGGACGAACUCCUCAGCUGCUAUCUCCACGUGGAAACCUUUGAGGACAAAUUCAGAGACAUGUCGGUGACCUGGGAGAAGGCGGGCCUGACGGGGCUGGUCUACCUGUACGAGAACGCCGCUCCGGUCCUCCGGGAUCAGGCCUCGCAGUUCAGAGGCAGGACUCAGCUGUUCCCCGAAGAUGUGACCAAAGGUAACGGAUCUCUGCUGCUGAGGAGCGUGAGGAGGAGCGACGAAGGGACUUACACCUGCAGCAUCAGGUCUGCAGAAGGCAACGGGCGGGUCAGCAUUCACCUGAGAACAGCAGCUUUUUCAGUCCCCAAGUUCAGCUUCUCUAACGACACUCUGGUUGCCAAGGCGAGCCGCUGGUUCCCCAAACCGAGCGUCACCUGGUUGAACCAGUCUGGAAGCAUCUUAAACGGGACGACGACUUACACAGAAAGCAACGCGGGACUGUUCAGCCUGGUCAGCAGGCUGCAGGACGUUCACAUCCAGGACACCUACAGCUGCAGGAUCGAAAACCAGCUGGUGGUCGUUACUUCUGAGGAAACCAUAGACGGUAGUGGUGUUUCAGGGAAGACGUACAUCACCUUCAACGCUGCUUCAGCCCUGCUGGCAUCAGUUUACCUCAACGUUACAACCCUUAUCCUCUGUAUCUAUUAUAUGACCUGACGUACAUUAAAUAUGCUUCAAUAAUUCUGUUAUAUUAGAUUAUAAAUAUUAUAUUCCCUCAUAAAACUCCACCUGGUUGUGUACAGGUUGUGUUGGAUUCAGUGUUUACUUCCAGUGGGUGUUGUUGUGUAAUGUUUCACCACCAUGUUUCACAUCAUGAUGCUGCCACCACCAUGCUUCACACCAUGAUGCUGCCACCACCAUGCUUCACACCAUGAUGCUGCCACCACCAUGCUUCACACCAUGAUGCUGCCACCACCAUGCUUCACAUCAUGAUGCUGCCACCACCAUGCUUCACACCAUGAUGCUGCCAUCACCAUGUUUCACAUCAUGAUGCUGCCACCACCAUGCUUCACACCAUGAUGCUGCCACCACCAUGCUUCACACCAUGAUGCUGCCAUCACCAUGUUUCACAUCAUGAUGCUGCCACCACCAUGCUUCACACCAUGAUGCUGCCACCACCAUGCUUCACACCAUGAUGCUGCCAUCACCAUGUUUCACAUCAUGAUGCUGCCACCACCAUGCUUCACACCAUGAUGCUGCCACCACCAUGCUUCACACCAUGAUGCUGCCAUCACCAUGUUUCACAUCAUGAUGCUGCCACCACCAUGCUUCACACCAUGAUGCUGCCACCACCAUGCUUCACACCAUGAUGCUGCCAUCACCAUGUUUCACAUCAUGAUGCUGCCACCACCAUGCUUCACACCAUGAUGCUGCCACCACCAUGCUUCACACCAUGAUGCUGCCAUCACCAUGUUUCACAUCAUGAUGCUGCCACCACCAUGCUUCACACCAUGAUGCUGCCACCACCAUGCUUCACACCAUGAUGCUGCCAUCACCAUGUUUCACAUCAUGAUGCUGCCACCACCAUGCUUCACAUCAUGAUGCUGCCACCAUUGUGCUUCACACCAUGAUGCUGCCACCACCAUGCUUCACAUCAUGAUGCUGCCACCACCAUGCUUCACAUCAUGAUGCUGCCACCACCAUGCUUCACAUCAUGAUGCUGCCACCACCAUGCUUCACAUCAUGAUGCUGCCACCACCGUGCUUCACAUCAUGAUGCUGCCACCACUGUGCUUCACAUGGUGUGUUUGUGAUAAUGGGCAGUGUUUGGUGUUCACCAAACAUAACGUCUACUGCGAUGACACACAAAGCUCCGUUUUGGUUUCAUCAGAACAAAGAAUCUUCUAGUUGACUUCAGAGUCUCCACAUGACUUCUGGUGAAUCUAAUCUGGAUGUAAUCUGAGCUUUUAUCAACAGUGACUUCCUCUUUAUCACUCUCCCAUCAAGGUUUGACCAGUGAGGAACAGAUAUUGUAUGAACAGUCUCUCACACCUCAGUUACUGAAGCUUGCAACUCCUUCAGAGGAGUCAUAGAUGUCUCGCUUUUAUGUUUAUAAUUAAUGUGCAUUUAUUUGUAGAAAUCUGUUUCAGAAAGAGCAUUUAUUUUGGAAAUGCUUGUUUAUAAAAAGCCAAAUUAAAUUAACCAUUAUUAGAUCAUGAUGACAUUUCGCGCUCUGACACUGAGGUUCAAAUUUCAGCAUUUAGACAUUACAUUUUAUAUUAUUGUUUAUUACUGUCUGCCCGCAUAUUUCUGCAUGAAGACAUUGUUUUCAUAGACUUUCUAUAACUCCUUAAUUUCCUAAAUGCAGGAAGAAAUUGUUCUUUUUUCUGAAAUAAGUGGAUUUAUUGUUUGUGAUGUAAAUUGUGAUGGUGUAGCUUUAAAAUUAUGCAACCUGUUGAGACAAAUAAAAAGGAAAUUUAAAAAAUAGAUAAAUUUUUCCAUUUCCUUGCAACAUUUG